GAUUCAUUCGAAGGUCGGGGAAAUGGUGUGUUCGGGCCAAACGAUUCUCGUAACUGGCGGGGCGGGUUUCAUUGGAUCCCACACAGUAGUUCAGCUUCUCAAACAGGGAUUCAAUGUUUCAAUUAUCGACAAUUUCAACAAUUCCUCCAUGGAAGCAGUGAAUCGGAUUCGAGAUUUGGUAGGUCCGCAGCUUUCUCUGAAUCUCGAGAUCAACCAGGGUGAUCUCAGGGAUAAGGAAGAUUUGGAGAGAGUCUUCAACAAAAAGAAAUUUGAUGCCGUGAUCCACUUUGCGGGCCUGAAGGCAGUUGGAGAAAGUGUUGCCAAACCUCGCAAAUACUUUGAUAAUAAUCUCAUCGGCACUAUAAAUCUAUAUGAAGUUAUGGCAAAGUAUAACUGCAAAAAGAUGGUUUUUUCGUCAUCUGCAACUGUUUAUGGCCAGCCUGAUGAGAUACCCUGUGUUGAGGAUUCCAAGUUACAGGCCAUGAAUCCUUAUGGACGGACUAAGCUUUAUAGUGAAGAAAUUGCUCGAGACAUGCAGCAAGCUGAGCCAGAAUGGAGAAUCAUUUUGCUGAGGUAUUUCAAUCCGGUUGGAGCCCAUGAAAGUGGUAGGAUUGGUGAAGAUCCUCGGGGCAUCCCAAACAAUCUAAUGCCUUACAUUCAGCAAGUUGCUGUUGGGAGAUUGCCUGUGCUCAAUGUAUACGGAUAUGAUUAUCCCACAGAGGAUGGCAGCGCGAUACGGGAUUAUAUUCAUGUAAUGGACUUAGCAGAUGGUCAUAUUGCUGCCUUGCGGAAGCUUUUUGCAGCAGAAAGCAUUGGUUGUACUGCUUACAACUUGGGAACUGGCUGUGGUACAUCAGUGCUUGAAAUGGUCGCAGCAUUUGAAAAAGCUUCUGGCAAGAAAAUUCCAGUAAAAAUGUGUCCAAGGAGGCCAGGAGAUGCUACUGUUGUUUAUGCAUCUACAGAGAAGGCUCAGAAGGAACUAGGAUGGAAGGCAAAAUACGGCAUUGAGGAAAUUUGCAGGGAUCAGUGGAAAUGGGCAAGCAACAAUCCAUGGGGAUACCAGGGGAAGCCUUGAUACAGCUUCAGCAGAAACAUGUGUAGUGGAAGAGGAAGCCUGUCACCAUUUUUUGGGCCCUGCACCAUAUCAUUUUGAGAAUACGAUUUGGAUAUAAUUUUUUGUUUGUAUGAUUGAUUCUUUACACUAUCAUAAUUAUUAUUUUUUUCGAUGUUCAUUCUUUAGACUCCUGUUUUAGGGGACUAUUUAUUCUUACACUCGGUUGAUAGAAAUAAUUGUCCCAUUUUUUGAUAAUGAGUUGCUGUAUUGUAUGAGCAACAUUUUGAUGUGAAAUGUAAUGGUGAAAUAGGGUUAA
Messenger RNA from Neltuma alba, 1370 nucleotides. Its product is annotated as bifunctional UDP-glucose 4-epimerase and UDP-xylose 4-epimerase 1-like. Gene Ontology annotation, cellular component: cytosol. Gene Ontology annotation, molecular function: UDP-glucose 4-epimerase activity. The record is from RefSeq and is a predicted model, not a curated record. Gene Ontology annotation, biological process: galactose metabolic process. Bases 23 to 1075 code for a protein of 350 amino acids. The transcript has 9 exons. NCBI's taxonomy places the organism in Eukaryota, Viridiplantae, Streptophyta, Magnoliopsida, Fabales, Fabaceae.